AGCCUGUCCUGACCUUUCACCUAUGCAGUCUCAGGGUGAGGCCCCUUCAUGGAAGGUGAGGCCUGGUGACAAGGAACCAGUCCUGUGAGCAGCACAGGUCAGGGGAGGAGAAAUCCAGGUCCCUGUUAGACCUUGCCAAGACCACUGCUGCUUCCAGGAAAUGGUGACAUCUCAUGCGAGAAGGUUGGGGCUCUCGUGAUGUCACAGUGAUGUCAGAUGAUUCACAGACCCGGUGAUGGUUCAGCAAUCCCUAAGCCAUUCUGCUAACUCACCUACUUGGGGCUGACGAGUGAGGCAGGGAGAUGGGUCAUCUCUGUUGUGGCUGCUGGGCUCCAUGGGAUAUAAGGUUCAGGGUUUUGUGGUGAAUAUUCUAAUCUGGUCAGAGUGCCUGUGGUUCCUCAGGGAUAUUCCUGACUGGGAGAGGGGUGGUGGUGGUAAGCCAUCAGUACUAAGUGGUCAGUGUAUUUCUAGGAUUCCUCUCAGAGACGGGAGGUGAGCUGUCAAAAAGAGAAGGCCUGGAUCCUCUUCGUCCCACCUUCUCCUUGACAGGCAAUGUUCAGAGUCAUGUCAUCAGUCCAGAGGAUAUGGCGCACUGCUAUGCCACCCUACCACCAGAACAGCUCCACAGCCACAGUGCCCAGGUCUCCUGGCUCAAGUGGCAGCCCCAAGUCCCCCAGUACUCCUGGCUCAGUGAAGGUGGCCUCCCCAUUGGAAUGUUCCAUUUGCUUCUCAGGCUACGACAACAUCUUCAAGACGCCCAAAGAGCUUUCCUGCACUCAUGUCUUCUGUCUUGAGUGCUUGGCUAGGCUGGCAGCGGCCCAGCCUGCAGGCCGUCCUGGCAGAGAAGCCGUGCCCUGCCCAUUCUGCCGGCAGCCCACAACUGUGCCCGCUGCUGGGGCUCCUGCACUGCGUACCAGUCGUCAGCUACAGGCCAAGAUGCCGGCGCACCUACAGAGAGAGGAGCCUGUGUGGCUGGAGGGCACCAAACUGUGUUGCCGCCCUUCGCCCACUGCUUCUGGCCAAGAGGCCAGUGACUUUGUAUGUGUGGAUGUAGGCCUGAGCAAACCACCUGAGCCCACCGUACCUAUACCUGUCCAAGACCCUGCACCCAACCCAGGCUGUCUGGCCCGCUGUUGGGCACGCUGUAGGGAAUGGCGUCGUGUAGCGCUGGUUUCCGUGCUGUUGCUGGUGCUGUUUUGUGUGGUACUCUGGCCUGUGCACUGUGCACUCAAAACUGGAAAUCUGCAUUGCAUUAACCGGCCACCUGCAGCCACUGUCACCAUCGCUGCCACCACCGAUGCCCUAUCCCUUGGGCUCUUAGCCAACAACUAGGGUCACCACUUGGGCCAGGCCAGCUAUUCCAAAAACUCCAUGGCUAGGUCUCUAAUACACUGAGGUCAGGAACACAGCAGCUUUUGAAGUUAGUUGGUCCCCCAGAACCCCAUAUAGGACACGUACAUGUUCCUCACUCUUCAGGACUAGAUGCCAACGAGGACAAAAAGAGUCCUCAAAGCCUCCAAGAACUUCUAAAGGCUCGAGAGACUGCCCUGGGAUCCUGUCAUACAGAUGGGGAAAGGAGCCCCGGGGACGUCUGGUCAGAUGUCUGGCCUCCCUGAACACACGGAACUGGCAAAACAGCAGGAGUUUGCCAUCCUUCCUUUCCUAAGACAUUGCUGGGGGUGCUGAGCAGCUGGUUAUCCAAGAGUGAGAGUGAAGAGGCAGGUCACCCUCUGCCCAUGCCACAGCGGGAACUUGCCAGCUGUCCCCAGCCAUUAUGAAUAGUACAUUUCAAAAUAAAUUAUUUUGUAUAAAUAUUA
Messenger RNA from Rattus norvegicus (Norway rat), 1817 nucleotides. The record is from RefSeq and is a predicted model, not a curated record. Lineage: Eukaryota; Metazoa; Chordata; Mammalia; Rodentia; Muridae.